This is a messenger RNA of Oncorhynchus masou masou (cherry salmon), 5889 nucleotides long. RefSeq names its product pannexin-1-like. Lineage: Eukaryota; Metazoa; Chordata; Actinopteri; Salmoniformes; Salmonidae. Gene Ontology annotation, cellular component: plasma membrane. Gene Ontology annotation, biological process: cell-cell signaling; positive regulation of interleukin-1 production; monoatomic cation transport. The transcript has 8 exons. The coding region runs from base 387 to 1781 and encodes 464 amino acids. The record is from RefSeq and is a predicted model, not a curated record. Gene Ontology annotation, molecular function: wide pore channel activity.
ACGUCUUAUAUACACAAUGUACGCGACUGCCCUACCCCCUCUCAGAAAGGAUAUACAACUCUCGCAUUGGUUCACAGCAAUUGCUAUGUUGUGCACCACCAAAGAUUUUACAGCACAGGUAGCUAAUUUCAACCAGAAAGUGUAUUUUGCUAGGUCAAUUCACAGCAUGGCUUGAUUUGUUGUUGGGCCAAGCGUACAGUACACGUGCCACACUCGCAUUACAUUAAUUUUACCCGUGGCUUAGCUAGCUGUUGUCAACAUUUCAAUUGUGCGUCUUUCAGUUUCAACUACAGUGUUGUCAUUUCGAGCUCGCGAGGGACGAGGGUAAACUAGUUUAGAAAAGUAACAGUGGGUCGAUCUCUGCUAAGUAGACAACAGAGCCAGAGAUGGCUAUCGCCCACGUCGCUACAGAGUAUGUGUUCAGCGAUUUCCUCCUGAAGGAGCCGGGUCAGGCAAGGUACCGCGCCGUGCGCACUGAGCUAGCCAUGGACAAGAUGGUGACGUGCGUGGCGGUGGGACUCCCUCUCCUCCUUAUCUCUCUAGCCUUCGCCCAGGAGGUCUCUGUGGGUGUUCAGAUCAGCUGUUUCCCUCCAGCUAACUUUUCCUGGCGUCAGGCCAUGUAUGUAGACUCCUACUGCUGGGCAGCCCUACACACUCACACACUACCCUUAUGGCUACACAAGUUCUUCCCCUAUAUCCUGCUGCUGGUAGCAGUAAUUAUGUAUAGUCCAGCGGUGUUCUGGCGUUUCUCUGCCUCUCCUCUGCUUCAGUCAGACCUUAGCUUCAUCAUAGAAGAGCUUGACCGCUGCUACAACCGUGCUGUCACUCUGGCUAAACGCAUGGCCACUGCUGGGGAACACACAGACAGUGGUGCGUCGGACCCUACUGAGGGCUGUUUCAUGUACCCGGUGGUGGAGCAGUAUCUGCUGACCAAGAGGAGGAGUGUCGUGGUGUUGUGGCGCUACCUGCUGUGUCGAGGCCUCAACCUGCUCACCUUGCUUCUGGCCUGUGUCUACCUGGGCUACUACCUCCGCCUCGCCUCCCUCACUGACCAGUUCGGCUGUUCCCUGCGCACCGGACUCCUGGCCAAUGACACCUCAAUCCCCGACCAAUUACAGUGCAAGCUGGUCGCCGUGGGAGUAUUCACUUUGCUAAGCUUUGUUAAUCUGCUGGUGUACGCCAUGCUGGUUCCCGUGGUGAUAUACUCCGCUCUGCGCCCCUUCUUUCAAUCACACACCCAUUUCCUGAAGUCCUACCAAUCACUGCCCACCAUCAGUGUUCUGCCCCUCCCGCAGGGCCAAUGGGAUGACCUGACGCUCUACUUCCUCUUCCUGGAAGAAAACCUCAGCGAGCUCAAGUCCUACAAGUACAUGAAGGUGUUGGAGUUGUUGAGGAGGAGGGGGGUGUGUGAGGGGGAGGACUUUGACGCCAUGGGACUGCUUCAGAUGCUAUGUCUGGUGAAGACUGAUGUCACGGACGGAAAGAGGAGCACCGCAGCUACCUUCAAUGCUAGUGACAAAACGACCAAUGCAAAUGCUAGCCUUGAUGCUAAAGCUAAUGAUAACCCUAUUGCUCAAGUCAGCCAUAUUGCUAAUGCUAACCCUGCUGCUGGGGAGGCUAUUAGCAAGGCCCCAACCCCCAGCCCAGCAUUCCCAGACUCAUGCCACAGCCAGACCAGUGCCACUGAAAUGACAGAAUUCUCUGCUUUGUUGCCAGGCAACAGUGCAAUGACAGGCGGAAGGCAGAGUAACGAGGGGGCGGUCCAACAGCGAAUUAUCUGAUCGUUGCCAUGAAGAAACAGCCCCAGUGGGUUGUGGGACACUAGAAACCAGAGGUUCUAAUACCCAGAGAUCCAACAAGCCUUUAUCUAAACGACUCAGACUAAGGUGAACCAGAGAUGUCUUGAUGUCAAUGGGACAGAGUUGUAUUCAAAUCAAUCUUUAUUUUCCACAUGUGCUGAAUACAACAGGUGUAGACUUUAUCAUGAAAUUCUUACUUACAGUUGAAGUCGUAAGUUUACAUACACCUUAGUCAAAUACAUUUAAACUCAGUUUUUCACAAUUCCUGACAUUUAAUCCUAGUAAACAUUCCCCGUCAUGUGUCAGUUUGAAUCACCACUUUAUUUUAAGAAUGUGUAAUGUCAGAAUAAUAGUAGAGAAUGAUUUCAGCUUUUAUUUCUUUCAUCACAUUCCCAGCGGGUCAGAAGUUUACAUCCACUCAAUUGGUAUUUGGUGGCAUUGCCUUUUAAAUUGUGUAUUUGGGUCAAACGUUUUGGGUAGCCUUCCACUAGCUUCGCACAAUAAGUUGGGUGAAUUUUGGCCCAUUCGUCCUGACAGAGCUGGUGUAACGGAGUCCGGUUUGUAGGCCUCCUUGCUCACACACGUUUUUUCAGUUCUGCCUACACAUUUUCUAUAGGACUGAGGCCAGGGCUUUGUGAUGGCCACUCCAAUACCUUGACUUUGUUGUCCUUAAACCAUUUUGAUGCCAUCUAUUUUGUAUAGGGCACCAGUCCUUCCUGCAGCAAAGUACCCCCACAACAUGGUGCUGCCACCAAUGUGCUUCAGGUUGGGAUGAUGUUUUUCAGCUUGCAAGGUUACCCAUUUUUCCUCCAAACAUAACGAUGGUCAUUAUGGCCAAACAGUUCUAUUUUUGUUUCAUCAGACCAGAGGACAUUUCUCCAAAAAGCAGUCUGGCUUUACAGUGGUUUUGGAGCAGUGGCUUCUUCCUUGCUGAGCGGCCUUCCAGGUUAUGUCGAUAUAGGACUCGUUUUACUGUGGAUAUCGAUACUGUUGUACCCGUUUCCUCCAGCAUCUUCACAAGGUCCUUUGCUGUUGUUCUGGGAUUGGUUUGCACAUUUCACACCAAAGUACGUUCAUCUCUAGGAGACUCCUUCAUGAGCGGUAUAGUUUGUUAAUUAACAAGAAAUUUGUGGAGUGGUUGAAAAACAAGUUUUUUUUUUAAUGACUUCAAAGUAUGUAAACUUCCAACUUCAGCUGUACAAGCCCUUAACCAACAGUGCAGUUCAAGAAGAAGAAAAUAUUUACCAAGUAGGCUAAAAUAAAAAGUAACACAAUAAUGAGGCUAUAUACAGGGGGCACCUGUACUGAGUCAGUGUGCAUGGGUACAGGCUAGGUAUUCUGUACAUGUAGGUGGGGGUGAAGUGACUAUGCAUAAGUAACAAACAAAAAGCAAGUUGGGGGGGGUCAAUGCAAAUUGUCUGGUGGCGAAUUUUAUAAAUUGUCCAGCAGUCUAAUGGCUUGGGGGUAGAAGCUGUUGGGGAGCCUUUUGGUCCUAGAUUUGGCGCUCCUGUUCUGCUUGCCAUGUGGUAGCAGAGAACUGUCUAUGACUUGGGUGUAAUGCCAAUGGGACAGCGCUGUAUUAACUAAUGGCAGUGGUACUAGCCAAAAAUUCCAGGAAGUUUCUUUAACAAGAUCAGGGAUUUGAAUUGGACAAGCCGUUUCUGGGUAUCUUCUUAUACUGAAAGCCAUACUGCCCAAGGUGUGUGUGGUGGUAGCAUACUGUCCCACAGAAGGGUCUUUCUAUGAACUAGCGUACCACUGAGGAUUUCUUACACUGGACAACUUGUAACAGCUGUUGAUAAGUAAUUGAUGUUGAUUUUGCUUGAUUUACAGCCGUGUCACCUUUUACAUUUAACAGAGAAAGCCUUAAAGUAAUGAGUUCAUGUUUCUGUGCCUGGGAUUGUACACUGUCUACUGUGUGAAAUUGUGUUGGAUGGAUUAUUGCGCAACACCCAAAGUUAGUGGCUAUGUAAUAUUAUCUGGUAAUGAAACAUGUAAAAUACAGUUUGUUUACCAUGUUACACCUGCAAUUUUAAGCAAUACAAGGAGCUUGAAGUAGCCUACUUUCUCAUUAUAAAAACAGCGACGGUGAGAUAAAUGCUACCCCUAUUCUUGGAUUUAUGUGUCCCUGGGUCGGCCACAUAGGCUACAGUAAAAUCACAAAUAGAUUGCAUCCAAUCUAUUUAGUAAGGCAAUUUCCACAUUAUUUUCACUUUUUUUAAUUUAGUGAUAUUCAAAAUAUCAAUGGCUUGGCAAGGCCUAAAUAAUGCAUUAUUGUUAGUGGCAAUGGGCUACUUUUUUGCAUGCUUUUUGGGGGGAGGGGUUAUAUAUUAGGCUGUAUAUGUACAAUUGUAUAAAUUACAAGGUUGUAUACCAUGGAGGUCCUUAAAUUACAAUGAAAUGCUUGGAAAAAGUACCUGAAAGUCAUUGAGUUUGACUUGCCAAUGUCUUUAUUUACCCUGAUUUAAAGGAUGUAUAGUCCUAGGCCUAUGUUGUUUUGGUGGAGUUAGGGGCCAAUUUGCAUACAGUUGAAGUCAGAAGUUUACAUACACCUUAGCCAAUUACAUUUAAACUCAGUUUUUCACAAUUCCUGAUAUUAAAUCUCACUGUUUUAGGUCAGUUAGGAUCACCACUUUAUUUUAAGAAUGUGAAAUGUCAGAAUAAUAGGAGAGAAUGAUUUUAGCUUUUAUUUAUUUCAUCACAUUCCCAGUGGGUCAGAAAUGUAACAUAUACUCAAUUAGUAUUUGGUAGCAUUGCCUUUUAAAUUGUUUAACUUGGGUCAAAUGUUGUGGGUAGCCUUCCACAAGCUUCGCACAAUAAGUUGGGUGAAUUGUGGCCCAUUCCUCCUGGCAGAGCUGGUGUAACUGAGUCAGGUUUGUAGGCCUUCUUGCUCGCACACUCUUUUUCAGUUCUGCCCACUAAUUUUCUAUAGGAUUGAGGUCAGGGCUUUUUGAUGGCCACUCCAAUACCUUGACUUUGGUGUCCUUAAGCUAGGAUGGUGUUCUUCUUGCAAGCCUCCCCCUUUUCCUCCAAACAGAAGCAUGGUCAUUAUGGCCAAACAGUUCUAUUUUUGUUUCAUCAGACCAGAGAACAUUUCUCCAGAAAGUAGUCUGGCUUUUUUUAUGGCGGUUUUGGAGCAGUGGCUUCUUCCUUGCUGAGCGGCUUUCAGGUUAUGUAGAUUUAUAGGACUCGUUAUACUGUGGAUAAAGAUACUUUUGUACCCGUUUCCUCCAGCAUCUUCACAAGGUCCUUUGCUGUUGUUCUGGGAUUGAUUUGCACUCUUCACACUAAAGUACGUUCAUCUCUAGGAGACAGAACGCAUCUCCUUCCUGAGCGGUAUGACGGCUGUGUGGUCCCAUGGUGUUUAUACUCGUGUACUAUUGUUUGCACAGAUGAAUGUGGUACCUUCAGGCGUUUGUUAAUUGCUCCCAAGAAUGAACCAGACUUGUGGAGGAAAACAUGUUUUUUUCUGAGGUCUUGGCUGAUUUCUUGCUUUUCCCAUGAUGUCAAGCAAAGAGGCACUGAGUUUGAUGGUAGGCCUUGAAAUACAUCCACAGGUACAUCUCUAAUUGACUCAGAUUAUGUCAAUUAGCCUUGCCAAGCUGUUUAAAGGCAGUCAACUUAGUGUAUGUAAACUUCUGACCCACUGGAAUUGUGAUUAUUUCGCUGUGUCUAUAAACAAUUGUUGGAAAACUUUCUGUGUCAUGGAAUUGUGAUACAGUGAAUAAGUGACUUGUGUCAUGCACAAAGUAGAUGUCCUGACCGAUUUGCCAAAACUAUAGUUUGUUAACAAGAAAUUUGUGGAGUGGUUGAAAAAUGAGUUUUAAUGACUCAACCUAAGUGUAUGUAAACUUCCGACUUCAACGGUAUAUUCACUUUUAUUACUCUAAAUACACGUGGAAAAUCAUGCAUGUCACACAUUGGCCCCAUUUAUUAAUUGAAAGACCCAGAACUGUUAUUUUUUACAUGUGGAGCAUGCAGAAUCGAGAAGUCCUUUUUAGUCCAGAAAAUGCUUUCUGGGCCCGGAAGCCAGCUUGUGAUGCAUAUGUUUUUUUAUGGAACAGAAAAUAUAUAUUUUCUUAUUAUCAAA